This is a messenger RNA of Cebus imitator (Panamanian white-faced capuchin), 564 nucleotides long. It is a transcript of the gene ACBD7, whose product is annotated as acyl-CoA binding domain containing 7. The coding region runs from base 89 to 355 and encodes 88 amino acids. NCBI's taxonomy places the organism in Eukaryota, Metazoa, Chordata, Mammalia, Primates, Cebidae. The transcript is spliced from 4 exons. Gene Ontology annotation, molecular function: fatty-acyl-CoA binding. The record is from RefSeq and is a predicted model, not a curated record. Gene Ontology annotation, biological process: fatty acid metabolic process.
CGCGGCGCUUUAAGAAGCAGCGGGUGCGGGAGGGGCCGAGUGCCGGGGCCGCGGCGGCGGCAGCAGCAGCAUCGCGGUCGAUGCUACCAUGGCCCUGCAGGCCGAAUUUGACAAGGCUGCAGAAGAAGUGAGGAAGCUGAAAGCAAGACCAGAUGAUGGAGAACUGAAAGACCUCUAUGGGCUUUACAAGCAAGCAACAAUUGGAGACAUUAGUAUUGGGUGUCCAGGAAUGCUAGAUUUAAAAGGCAAAGCCAAAUGGGAAGCAUGGAACCUCCAAAAAGGGUUGUCGACGGAAGAUGCAAUGAGUGCCUAUAUUUCUAAAGCAAAGGAGCUGAUGGAAAAAUAUGGGAUUUAGAAUACAGCAUAUGAGGAAUUUUUCCUUUUGAAGCCUUCCUAAUGCUAUCACGACCUAACAUUUAGAGGGAGAGACGCACGGUUAACUUGAUGUUUCAUGUAUAUUUUUGCUAUUAGUGUGAAUUGUAAUACUUAGGAGUAUACUGAAACUAUACAGUUAACUCAAUUGUGCUUGCUUAAACCAGGUGUCUUAAAAGCUCUUUUAGAAAA